UAAGCCUAUGCGGAUCUCCUGAGCUGAAUGAGGAAGUUGAGAAGCAGCAGGAGCAGAAGCGCAGUUCUGAGCUCUCUCUGACAGCGAGUACUUUAACACCGGUCUUCACACAGCCAUGGCGCAAGCGGAUAUUGCACUCAUUGGUUUGGCCGUCAUGGGUCAGAAUCUGAUCCUGAACAUGAACGACCAUGGCUUUGUUGUCUGUGCAUACAACAGAACAGUGUCUAAGGUGCACGACUUCUUGAAAAAUGAAGCUAAGGGCACCAAAGUGAUUGGUGCAGAAUCUCUAGAGGACAUGGUCUCUAAGUUGAAGACCCCUCGCCGCAUUGUACUCCUAGUCAAAGCUGGCCAGGCUGUGGAUGACUUCAUAGAUAAGCUGGUUCCUCUUCUCCAGCCUGGCGACAUCAUCAUUGAUGGGGGCAAUUCUGAAUACAGAGACACAACACGUCGGUGUCAGAGUUUGAAGGCCAAAGGUCUGCUGUUUGUGGGCAGUGGUGUUAGUGGGGGAGAAGAGGGCGCACGCUAUGGACCUUCACUAAUGCCAGGCGGACACAAGGAAGCAUGGCCACACAUAAAAGAUAUUUUCCAGAGCAUUGCUGCCAAGGUUGGCACAGGGGAGCCCUGUUGUGACUGGGUUGGAGAUGAGGGGGCAGGACACUUUGUAAAGAUGGUACACAAUGGCAUUGAGUAUGGAGACAUGCAGCUGAUCUGCGAGGCCUAUCACCUGAUGAAAGAUGUCCUAGGCAUGGACCAUGACGAGAUGGCACAGGCUUUUGACCAGUGGAAUAAAACAGAGCUGGACUCCUUCCUCAUUGAAAUCACAGCCAACAUCCUCAAGUUCAAAGAUUCUGAUGGCAAACAUCUGCUGCCCAAAAUCAGAGACAGUGCAGGACAGAAGGGGACAGGGAAAUGGACUGCCAUCUCUGCCUUGGAGUAUGGUGUACCAGUCACACUUAUUGGAGAGGCUGUCUUUGCCAGAUGUCUCUCCUCUCUGAAAGAAGAGCGAGUGCUGGCCAGUAAGAGUCUCACAGGACCCCAGGGAGCCAAAUUUACUGGAGACAAGGCCAAAUUUCUUGAAGACAUUAGAAAGGCUCUGUAUGCCUCAAAGAUCAUUUCAUACGCUCAGGGCUUCAUGCUUCUGCGCCAGGCAGCUAAUGAGUUUGGCUGGUCUCUCAACUAUGGAGGUAUCGCUCUGAUGUGGAGGGGUGGCUGCAUUAUUCGGAGUGUUUUCUUGGGAAAGAUCAAGGAGGCAUUUGAUCGUGACUCAAAUCUGCAGAAUCUGCUCCUAGACGACUUCUUCAGUAAUGCUGUACAGGACUGCCAGGCUUCAUGGCGGCGGGUUGUAAGUAAAGGAGUCGAGCUGGGGAUCCCCAUGCCUUCCUUCACUACAGCACUGUCCUUCUAUGAUGGCUACAGACAUGCCAUGCUCCCAGCUAACCUGCUGCAGGCUCAGAGGGACUACUUUGGUGCUCACACAUAUGAGUUGCUCUCAAACCCUGGCCAGUUUAUCCAUACCAACUGGACAGGCCAUGGUGGAAACGUGUCCUCAACAUCCUACAAUGCCUAAACUCAGAAUCCCAUUCCAACAAACAUCAGCAAGCUCCAUUGUCUGAGACUGAGGGACCAAGACAACUGAGCAAGAUACAUUUCACCUGCACUUGAUUACUGAGUAAUGAAUACAGCAUCACUUAAAAUUAUUUAAAGGUUUUAUGACGUCUUUAAGUAAAGCAGAGUUCUACUGAUGAUGAAGUUUUGAUAUCAAUAGUGUGUUUACUGUUUCCAGAUUCUCUCUUUCUCUUUCUGUUAGUAGUGUGAACUAAAGUUUAGGGGUAGGCCUUUGUGCUGUUACUGAGGCCAUGCCUGGGAUCGUGUUUUGCCCCACAGUGUUGACCAUGGAUUACGGUUAACUGUUGCACUGUAUCAGGCUAAAUAAAGACUACAAUCCCUUUUUAA
This is a messenger RNA of Astyanax mexicanus (Mexican tetra), 1953 nucleotides long. It is a transcript of the gene pgd, whose product is annotated as phosphogluconate dehydrogenase. The record is from RefSeq and is a predicted model, not a curated record. Gene Ontology annotation, biological process: pentose-phosphate shunt; pentose-phosphate shunt, oxidative branch. Bases 116 to 1567 code for a protein of 483 amino acids. The transcript is spliced from 13 exons. NCBI's taxonomy places the organism in Eukaryota, Metazoa, Chordata, Actinopteri, Characiformes, Acestrorhamphidae. Gene Ontology annotation, molecular function: phosphogluconate dehydrogenase (decarboxylating) activity; NADP binding. Gene Ontology annotation, cellular component: cytosol.